GUGAUUAGUUAGUAAUUUGGUUCCGUUCCCGGUUCCGUCAUUCGCAUUCGCGCUCGCUUUACUGUAGCGUUAUUUUGGCAGCGUCGCGUAUCUUGUAAAAUUUUAUUGAAUAUAGAUUUUAAAUUUUGGUGAUGUAGUAGUGGAGUGUGUGUAAAAAAAGCAGCAAAAUGUCGCUUGAAAUCCCGUUAAUGAGCACGGACGAGGUGAUUGAGUUAGAUCCGGAGCAAUUACCCUCUGGAGAUGAAGUGCUCAGUAUACUACAGCAGGAGAGAUCACAGCUCAGUGUCUGGAUUAAUGUUGGACUUGCUUAUUACAAACAAAAGAAGAUCGAUGACUUCCUCAAAAUUUUGGAGGCCUCCCGUACAGAGGCCAACAUCGACUAUAGGGACUUUGAAAGAGACCAAAUGCGAGCCCUCGAUAUGUUGGCCGCGUACUAUGUCCAAGAGGCCAAUAAAGAAAAGUUGAAAGACAAGAAAAAAGAAUUGUUCACUAAAGCUACUCUUCUUUACACAAUGGCCGAUAAAAUUAUCAUGUAUGACCAAAACCAUCUCCUUGGUCGUGCAUACUUCUGUCUCCUUGAAGGUGAUAAAAUGGAGCAAGCUGAUGCCCAGUUCAACUUUGUAUUGAAUCAGUCUCCUAACAAUGUGCCUUCAUUACUUGGUAAAGCCUGUAUUGCAUUCAACCGCAAAGAUUACAGAGGAGCAUUGGCUUUUUACAAGAAAGCUUUAAGAACUAAUCCAGACAGUCCAGCUGCCUUGAGAUUGGGAAUGGGGCAUUGUUUUAUGAAGCUGAAUAAUCAAGAAAAAGCGAGGAUGGCUUUCGAAAGAGCGUUACAAUUAGACCCACAAUGUGUCGGUGCUCUUGUAGGCUUGUCUAUACUCAAACUGAACUUACAAGAGAGUGAAUCAAACAAAAUGGCUGUGAUUAUGUUGUCCAAAGCUUAUGCUAUUGACCCUAAAAAUCCUAUGGUUUUAAACCAUUUGGCUAAUCACUUCUUUUUCAAAAAGGACUAUAGCAAGGUUCAACAUCUUGCUUUGCACGCGUUCCAUAACACUGAAAACGAAGCUAUGCGGGCCGAAAGUUGCCAUCACCUCGCAAGGGCCUUCCAUGCUCAAGGCGAUUGUGACCAAGCUUUCCAAUACUACUACCAGGCAACUCAGUACGCACCGCCCAACUUUGUCCUACCACAUUACGGGUUAGGACAAAUGUACAUCUACAGAGGAGAUACAGAGAAUGCAGCGCAAUGUUUCGAAAAAGUACUAAAAGUCCAACCAGGAAAUUAUGAAACAAUGAAGAUUUUAGGAUCGCUAUAUGCCAAUUCACCUUCACAAUCGAAGCGAGAUAUUGCUCGCCAACAUUUGAAGAAAGUCACAGAACAGUUCCCAGAUGAUGUUGAAGCUUGGAUAGAGUUGGCACAAAUAUUGGAGCAAAAUGACUUACAGGGUUCUCUCAACGCAUACAGCACAGCAAUGAAGAUUUUAAAAGAGAAAGUGAAUGCAGAUAUUCCUGCUGAAAUAUUGAACAAUGUGGCAGCCCUACAUUACAGACUUGGAAACUUGAAUGAGGCUAAGAACUUUUUAGAGGAAGCCCUUGAAAGAGAAAAAGCUGACGCGGAAACUCUAGAUGCUCAAUACUAUAACUCGAUAGCAGUCACGACUAGUUACAAUCUAGCGAGGUUGAAUGAAGCGCUCUGCAUGUACAAUAAGGCUGAGAAACUUUACAAGGACAUCUUGAAGGAACAUCCCAACUACAUUGACUGUUAUUUAAGGUUAGGUUGCAUGGCCCGCGACAAAGGACAGAUCUACGAAGCUUCUGAUUGGUUCAAAGAAGCCUUGAAAGUGAACACAGAACAUCCAGACACUUGGUCGUUGCUAGGCAACCUGCAUUUAGCGCAACAAGAGUGGGGACCCGGACAGAAGAAGUUUGAGAGAAUCUUACAAAACGCUAGUACUUCUAAUGAUGCUUAUUCGCUCAUUGCUCUCGGUAAUGUAUGGCUUCAAACUCUACACCAGCCUUGCCGUGAGAAAGACAGGGAAAAGCGGCAUCAAGAGCGGGCCCUUGCUAUGUACAAACAAGUACUGAAAAGUGAUCCUAAAAACAUAUGGGCUGCUAAUGGUAUUGGAUGUGUACUUGCUCAUAAGGGUUGUAUAAACGAAGCCCGCGACAUAUUCGCUCAAGUGCGUGAAGCGACAGCUGACUUCCCCGAUGUAUGGAUGAAUAUAGCUCACAUUUACGUUGAACAGAAACAGUACAUCAAUGCUAUACAGAUGUACGAGAACUGCGUGCGCAAGUUCCGCAUGCACCACGACGUGGAGUGGCUGACGUGGGUGGCGCGCGCGCAGACGCUGGCGGGGCGCGCGGGCGCGGCGCGGGCGUCGCUGCUGCGCGCGCGCCGCGUGGCCCCGCACGACGCGGCGCUGGCGUACAACACGGCGCUGACGCUGCGGCGGCGCGCGGCCGGCGUGCUGAAGGACGAGCGCUCGGACCUGCGCGUGGUGCUGCGCGCCGUGCACGAGCUGCACGUGGCGCAGCGCCACUUCGCGCGCCUGGCCGCCGCGCCCGCGCCCGCGCCCGCCGCCGCCGCGCUCGACGCGCGCGUCUGCGCCGACCUGCUCUCGCAGGCGCAGUGGCACGUCACGCGCGCGCGCCGCCAGCACGACGAGGAGCUCUCGCUGCGCGACAAGCAGCGCGAGCAGAGGGAGGCCUUCCGCAGGCAACAGGAAGAAGAACGCAAACGUCGCGAAGAAGAACAACAGAAGAGUACAGUGGAGAUGUUACAGAAGCGACAAGAGUACAAAGAGAAGACAAAGAACGCUUUGUUAUUCGCCGACAUGCCAACUGAGAACAAAUCGAAGGGCGGCCGUGGGAGGAGAAAGGAUGAGUACGUGUCAGACUCACCUGGCAGUGGAAGCGAAGGACCUAGAGAAGACAAACGUGAACCGAAACGUAAACGCAAACGUGAACCAGGUGAACCUCGUAAAGGAGGUAAACGUAAAAACAGAAGAACAUCGGGCAGCGAUAGCGACCGAGACCCGCCUAAGAAACGAGGAAGGAAGAAGGGUGAGAAAGGUAUCGGUAAACGCGAAAAGGCAAGAGCAGCGAAGGAGGCCGAUAAACAAGGCGCGAAACAACGCGGGAAAAUUGUAUCCAAGGAAACGAUAUCGACUUCCGAAUCGGAGUCGGACACCUCUCGCAAAUCCCGGAGUAGAAGUCGCAGUGGCAGUGGAAGCCGUAGCGGUGGAAGUCGCAGCCCUCCAGCGAAUAAAGGAAGAAAACGAAUUAUGUCUGCAUCGGAUAGUGACAGAUCAAGAUCAAAGUCAAAAUCUCGCAGUCGGUCAAGGUCGGGAUCCGCCAAAAGCCGUUCGAGGUCCAAGAGUAAAUCACGUUCUAAAAGCCGGUCCAGAUCUAAAGGCAGAUCUAGGUCUAAGAGCGCGUCAAGAUCGAAAAGCCGUUCAAGAUCCAAAAGCAGGUCUCGCUCAAAGAGCCGUUCUAGGUCGAAGAGCGUGUCUCGGUCUAGAUCCAGGUCAAAGAGCAGAUCCCGAUCGAAAUCCAAGAGCGUGUCGAGGUCCAGAUCCCGUUCAAGAUCUAAGAGUGGUUCUCGGAGCAGGUCUGGCUCCCGAGCUGGAUCUCGCGCCUCUAGAUCUAGAUCCCGAUCUGGAUCUAGAUCAAGAUCAGGGUCCAGAAAUUCCCGACCAGACACACCAGUAUCAAGGAAGUCUGUCUCUGCCAGUGAAGACGAAGCUUAGAUUAAGUUGUAAAUAUUUUGCUAGUUUUAGGAUUUUGUCUUUAGUUUUCCUUACCUACAAGGUAACAUUAUUUUUUGAGUUAUCUGUAAGUAUAUAUGUAUUUACAAAUGAUGUACUUUCGUUGUUCUAGCUAGAGCUAAUGGACAGUUAUUAGGACAGUUGCGUGACUUAUUAAAAAAAAGUAAAAAUGACAUUGGUCAGUCAGAUUGGUUGAUAGUAAAAUAAAGAAAAUUUUCAGGUCAUUUUGUAAUGAUCGGCACUCUAUUUGGGUGGUUUACUGUUUGAAACUCACAAUGCACGUUUAUGAGGUUCCACAGGUCGCUAAGGGACCAGCAACAAGCAAUAAUUUAAAUGCGCAAACUGAUUGCGCCAAAUUUUGUACAAACUGUUUGCGCAAACAAACAUUGGGUAUAGUAUGGUUUGUACACCAUUUGCGUGAUUUGCAGUUUAGCCUCACCGUACUUUGCGCAAAGCGAUACUGCGAUGUAUUUAAUUUGCGCAAAGCGGAUUGGUGUUUGCGCAAAAUAAAAUAUAUAGCUAGUGACUUUAAAUAUUGUGAGAUUGUGUGAAAAAAGUAACUUAUGUUAUUAAAAAGAUUAAAUAUUUACUUAGCUUCCUGUCGAAUGUUAUUUACACUAGAUAAAUAUUUUAUACAAUUACCGAACUUCCUGACCUAAUCUUCCAAUGUAAUAAAGUAGUAGACUACCGUUUUAAAAUGCUAGUUAAAUUCUAAGUUGCGCAGAACACAGCUUUUACACAGAAGUGUAAUUGUAACACAAAAUCUCAGUAUUGAUUCACAAUCACGAAGGAUUUUAUUUUGUUGACAGUUUAAAAAGAAGUUUAAUCUGGUAAUUUAUCAUUGAAAUUAGAAAACAAAUAUUUUUCAUAUUGAUUGGCAUGAUGACGAAAUUUAUUAGACUUGAUUUCAACUCGUAUCGUGUUUUACUAGUCAGUCUCCUUAAGCGUUCCAAAUAAAAAAAUGUUUGUUUACCAUAGAUGUAUACUUGAUUAUAAAUAAUACAUGUUUUUUUAUGUAACCUGAUUUAUUAUUUGGACUGUUCUGCGCUAGAUAGGUGAUCAUUCUUACUGUUUUCUAACACUAUUUCUAGACUUCAAGUUAUUAGCUCUGUUCUUAAAAACUUGUACCUAUUAUGUUCUGAUAUUUUGAAGAGCGAUGAUUGUAAAGAAAUAAAAGCUAUAAAAUGUC
Spodoptera exigua (beet armyworm) is the source of this 4953-nucleotide messenger RNA. NCBI's taxonomy places the organism in Eukaryota, Metazoa, Arthropoda, Insecta, Lepidoptera, Noctuidae. The record is from the annotation of a GenBank genome assembly.